AGCACACUAGCUAGGAUUAGGUCGACGACACACAAAAGCAGGUACUUGCUUAACUGCUGUGGUUGAGCAGGCAGAAUAUAUAGAUAUAUAUAUAUAUAUAUUAUAUAUCAUAUGUAUAUAUAUAUGAUAUAUAAUAUAUACGCAUACAGGAAUUAAAAAGAACAGGCCAAACCAAUCUCCCUCCCCCACUGUGACUAUUACUCCUUCCUUCACGACACAAACCGCCAGUUUUGAGUGAGUGCGGACGGGAAUAACCAACUGUCCGUGUAUGUGUUGUAUUUGUGUUAUAAGCAAGCCAUACACACACCAUACCACAUCACAUUUAGACUGGAUUAGACACACUACUACCCCUGUCAUCCUAGUGUCCGUAUGUGUAUUAGUAUUAUAAAAGACACACACACUGGAAUAGAAAUAUUCUACCCUUACCACCAGAACUAAAAUCUUGUCAAAGACAGAAUAUUGGAAACUUCAUUUAAAUUACUCCGGUUAAAUUAUAUUCUGCAAGGAAGGAAAAACAGAAUUAUUUUUCUGAAUUUACUUAUUUUCUUCUUCUUCCACAACAAGGAUUAUUAUUAUUACUUAUUACCGUGGAUUUACUUGCUACGAAAAGACAGGAAGAUCUACUCCACACAUUCAACUACACGAUUCUUUCACCAACCUUCUGUUUUCCCUUCUGUACCAUUUAUAUAUAAUAUUAUAAUAAGGAAAAGGAAGCCUUUAAAUUCCAAAAAAAGGGGAGAACCAUGGGUUGUGCUGUGAGUAGUGUGGACAAGGCUGCCGCCGAGCGGUCUAAGGCCAUUGAUAAAUCAUUGAGAGCAGAAGGAGAACGAUCUGCCCGGGAAGUUAAAUUACUAUUGCUAGGUGCUGGUGAAUCUGGAAAGAGUACAAUUGUAAAACAGAUGAAAAUUAUCCAUGAGAAGGGCUACACUCAAGAAGAAUGUCUUCAGUACAAGCCAGUUGUAUACAGCAACAUCAUGCAAUCCAUGAUGGCUAUCAUUCGAGCUAUGGGCUUGCUGAAAAUUAAUUUUGGAUCCUCGGAGGGAGAGAAUGAUGCCAAAACUCUCUUUGAAAUUUCGCAAAAUUCUGAUGAAUGUGACAUGACUCCAGAAUUAUCUGCUCUCUACAUGAGGCUGUGGAGUGACCCUGGAGUGAUGUCUUGUGUCGCUCGAUCUCGAGAGUACCAACUCAACGAUUCAGCUCAAUACUACCUAAAUGCCUUGGAGAGAAUAUCGCAACCAAAUUAUAUACCAAAUGUACAGGAUGUUCUACGCACGCGAGUGAAGACAACUGGAAUCGUAGAGACACAUUUUACAUUCAAGGAAUUACGCUUUAAAAUGUUUGAUGUCGGAGGUCAACGAUCUGAGAGGAAGAAAUGGAUUCACUGUUUUGAAGGUGUCACAGCUAUAAUAUUCAUUGUAGCCAUGAGUGAAUACGACUUAAUGUUAGCCGAGGACCAAGAAAUGAACCGAAUGAUGGAAAGUAUGAAAUUAUUUGACUCCAUCUGCAACAAUAAAUGGUUCUUGGACACUUCCAUUAUGCUCUUCCUCAACAAGAAAGAUUUAUUCGAAGACAAAAUCAAAAACUCUCCUCUCACAACUUGCUUCCCAGAGUACGAAGGUGGCAAUACUUACGAAGAGUCCGCAGCUUACAUACAACUCCAGUUUGAAAACCUAAACAAACGGAAAGAGGAGAAAGAAAUCUACACGCACUUCACUUGUGCCACAGACACCAAUAACGUCCAGUUUGUGUUUGAUGUGGUCACUGAUGUUAUCAUCAAGAAUAAUUUGAAAGACUGCGGUCUCUUUUAAAGUUGGUUUCCAUAAACUUGCUAACUAUUGACCAGCCAGGUGACCGGCCAUUUGUGACCCACAGAUACUAUCACCAUGAUUACUACUUCUGCUACUACUACAACUAUUACAAUAGAGAAAGGACUUGAGAAGAACUUUACUUUUUAUAUAUGAAUAUGUAUGCGUGUGUAUAUAUAUAUAUAUAAAUAUAUAUAUAUAUAUGCAUGCACAUAUAUAUAUAUAUCUGAAUAUAUGUGUGUAUUUAUGUGUGUGUAUGUAUAUAUAUGAGUACAUACUCAUACACACACAUUGACAGGCAUCAGUGAAUAUGCAUAUGUAUAUAUUUAUGUAUGUAUAUACAUAAAUAUAAAUUUUGCUUAUUUUUUUUUUCCUAAUUCAUGAAACAUCAUUCUACCAUCACAAUCAUCAUCAUCAUCACCGUCAUCAUCAUCAUCACCACUUAUUGUCACACAUUGUUUUUUUUUUUUUUUGUCUUUUCACCAAAACAAAAACAAAAACUCUCCUCCAAUACUCUUACUCACUCUACUCCUCUUUUCUGCUUUUCUUCUUUCUUUCUUACUCUUAUUUUAAUUGCCUGAAUGACUUUAUUGUUAUUUUUACAUGUUUAAAUCCCUUCCCGGACAUUUUUAUAUUUCGUCCUUGUGUUGUCCCCAACGUAUUUGACCCUUGUGGUCAAUAAAAUAUUAUUAUUAUUAUUAUCAUUAUUACUAUUAUUAUUGUUAUUAUUAUUAUUAUUAUUAUUAUUACUAUUAUUAUUAUUAUUAUUUAGGUGGUGAGCUGGCAGAAACGUUAGCAUGCCAGGCAAAAUGCUUUGCAGUAUUUUUGUCUGCUGCUACAUUCGGAGUUCAAAUUCCACCGAGGUCGACUUUGCCUUUCAUCCUUUCGGGGUCGAUAAGUUAAGUACUAGUGAAACACUAGAGUCGAUGUAAUCAACUAGUCCACUCCCCACGAAUUUCAGGCCUUGUGCCCCUAACAGAAGGGAUUAUUAUUAUUAUUAUUAUUAACAUCUUUGUGGUGCAGAACUAUCUUACAAUUAAUCCUUUUUUUUAAUUACUCCCCCCUCCACUUAACCAUUUCAGUUUGCCCUGGGGUACAGAGAAGGUGUAACAUUUGACUGGUUUUCAUCCACCUUUCAUCACCUUCACUUUUUUUUGUGGUAACUAACCUUUAAAAUACCUGUCAUAUACUACGGUAUACCAGGGAAGAAAGCACAACAUAUAGAGAUACAUUUCAAUUGAAUCUACUUUUAAUUUUUCUUUAUAGAAAUUCACAUCAUUAUUAUCAUCAUCGUCAUCAUCAAAGCAAUGAGCUGGCAGAAUUGUUAGCACACUGGGCAAAAUGCUUAGCAUCUUUACAUUCUGAGUUCAAAUUCUGCUGAGGUCGGCUUUGCUUUUUUAUCUUUCCAAAGUCAAUAAAAUACCAUUUGAGUGCUGGGGUCAAUGUAAUCAACUUAACCCCCACUCCCUUGUUGAACUCCCAUCUUUAAAUCUGGCCAGGGUUUGAAGAAAUAUGAACCAGGUAGGGAUGAACUCACCAGAUGCUCCACUCUGCAACACCUAAGUUCUGUGUUCUCAAUUUCAUCCUUGUACUGUCCCCAUCUGAAGCUUUUGUUGCCCUUAAAAGAAAUUAUUAUUAUUAUUAUUAUUAAGGCAGCAAGCUGGCAGAAAUGCUUAGUGGUACUUUGUCAAUUGCAACAUUCUGAGUUCAAAUUCCGCUGAGGUCGACUUUGUCUUUUGAUCCUUUCAAGGUCGAUAAACUAAGUACCAGUUGAGUACUGAGGUCUCUGUAAUCAAGUGUCCCCUUCUACCAAAAUUUCAGGCCUUGUGCCUAUAAUAGAAAGGAUUAUUAUUAUUAUUAUACACACUGCAGUGGAUUAGCAGAAUGGUCAGAGCAUCAGACAAAAUGCCUUGAGGUAUAACUCCUGAUCAGAGUUCAAAUCCUGCUGAGGUGAAUUUUUCCUUUCAUCCUAUCGGGGUUGAUAAAGUAAGGGCCAGUUGAGUUUCUGGGGGUUGAUGUUAUUGACUUACCCCAUCUCCUAAAAUUGCUGGCCUUGUGCCAAAAAUUUGAAGCCAUUAUUAUUAUUAAUUAUUAUUAUUAUUAAUUGGGUUGAUAGAGGCAAGCUUACAGAAUUAUUAGCACCCAGGACAAAAUGCAUAGCUACAUUUCUUCUAGUUUUGCAUUUUGAGUUCAGAUUCCUCGGAGGCUGGCUUUGAAUUUCAUCUUUUGAGGAUCAAGAAAUCAAAUACUUGUUGAACAUUGGGGGUUGAGGUAAUUGAUUGGUCCCCUCUCCUGAAAAUUUCAGGCCCUUGUGCUUAUAGUAGAAAGGCUUCUUCAGUAAGAAUGUUUUUUGGCAGAAAUGGUGCAAGAUUCCUUCCAUCACCCGACAUCUGUGUUUGAAUCCUCUUCCGUAGGGUUCACUUUACCCCUCAUCCAUCUUCUUUUGUCCCAGGAGUAAGUAAGGGAGUGGGGGAGUUGAUAAAAUGAAACAGCAAGUCCAGUAUUGUGGAGGGCAGGGAGGCAGGGCUGAUAUAUAAGUGAAUAUACCCCCUCCCCUUAAAAUAUAAUUUGAGGCUUUAUGCUUAUUCCCCUUUGUAAUGUCCCCAUCCAACCUCGUCUGUCGCCCUUGUUGCAAAUAAUAAAAAAAAAGGAUAAUUAAUACUAUUAUUAUUAUUAUUAUUGCUGCUAUUGGUCGUUGCAGUGCUAGAGACUCUGAUAGUCUUUUACUGACCAUUCCCAUGAGACUCCCUCCUCACAUGAAACCCUUUUUCUUUGUUUUGUUUUGAUUUUUUUUUUUUAUUAUUUAAAACAAAAAUACAAAAUUGUGAAAAACUUUAAAAAAAAAUGUCUGUUUUACUUAAAAAAAUGAUAUUUUGUAAGGAAAAAAUACUGAAAAAAAUGCUUUGAUUUUUCACAUUUAUCAACGUCAUUAUUAUAUAUGGAUCUAAUAAAGAACUAAGAAUUAUUA
This is a messenger RNA of Octopus bimaculoides (California two-spot octopus), 4773 nucleotides long. Its product is annotated as guanine nucleotide-binding protein G(i) subunit alpha. Gene Ontology annotation, cellular component: heterotrimeric G-protein complex; cytoplasm. The record is from RefSeq and is a predicted model, not a curated record. Gene Ontology annotation, biological process: adenylate cyclase-modulating G protein-coupled receptor signaling pathway. Gene Ontology annotation, molecular function: G protein-coupled receptor binding; GTPase activity; G-protein beta/gamma-subunit complex binding. NCBI's taxonomy places the organism in Eukaryota, Metazoa, Mollusca, Cephalopoda, Octopoda, Octopodidae.